Molecule: messenger RNA, 1831 nt
Organism: Octopus bimaculoides (California two-spot octopus)
Lineage: Eukaryota; Metazoa; Mollusca; Cephalopoda; Octopoda; Octopodidae
Biological process (GO): regulation of transcription by RNA polymerase II
Molecular function (GO): DNA-binding transcription factor activity, RNA polymerase II-specific; RNA polymerase II cis-regulatory region sequence-specific DNA binding
Source: RefSeq, a predicted model, not a curated record
ACUGAAUUUCAUUUGUUUAAAUUCUACGGAAAUGCAUUUUCUAAUUUGAUAAAUUCUACGGAAACAAACGAAGGUGGACGAGUGAUAGAUAGAUAGAUAGAUAGAGAGAGGGGGGAGAGAGACAGACAGAUAGCUCCGGCCAGUCAGUAGCCAAAGAAACAGAUUUCAACUCAAACCAGCAAUUUUCAGGUGACAUUGGCUUAGAAGAACCAUUUACAUCAGAUCCAUUGUCAAUAUUCAUCAUGUUUUAAAGACCAAAGGAAGAUGUCAUGAAAUAUAGAAGAUAGAUAUAAUCCUGUUUAUGUAAUAUCUAAACUGAGUUAAAUAUUAACACUUCUUGACUUCAGUGCCUGGGAUAUGUUCAGGAAAUUUACAAAGGUAUUCGCAGUGUCUUCAAAUAUUGACACAAUCACAGCUGCUGGGAGUAAACUAUUCAGAUGAAACCAAGAUAAAAGUAUAUUUUGGUGAAAAAACUACAAAUAAUGGAAAAGGGGGUGGUUUUAACUGGUGAGAUAUUAAAAGAGAUUGGAAAAUCAUCUUACCCAUGCGAUAUUUGUGAAAAGUCAUUCUCUCAGAAAAGUAACCUUGUGAAACACCGACGUAUUCAUACAGGAGAGAAGCCAUAUCACUGUGAGAUUUGUGGCAAAUCAUUCUCUGGAAGUAGUUACUUGACUAUACACAAACGUAUUCAUACAGGGGAGAAGCCAUAUCAGUGUGAUAUCUGCGGUAAAUCUUUCUCUAGAAGUAGUGACUUAACUACACACAAACGUAUUCAUACAGGAGAGAAGCCGUAUCAGUGUGACAUCUGUAGUAAAUCAUUCUCUAGAAGUAGUAAUUUAACUAAACACAAACGUAGUCAUACGGGGGAGAAACCAUAUCAGUGUAAUAUCUGCAGUAAAUCAUUUUGUGGGAGUAGUGAAGUAACAAAACACAAACGUAUUCAUACUGGAGAGAAGCCAUAUCAUUGUGAUAUCUGUGGUAAAUCAUUCUCUGGAAAUAGUGACUUAAGUACACAUAAACAUGUUCAUACAGGUGAGAAAGCAUAUCACUGUGAUGUCUGUGGUAAAUCCUUCUCAAGAGCUAGUAACCUGAGUAAACAUAUACGCGUUCAUACAGGGGAGAGGCCAUAUCAUUGUGAUACCUGUGGUAAAUCAUUCUCUAGAUGUAGUAACUUAAUUAACCACAAACGUAUUCAUAUGGGCAAGAAACCAUAUCAGUGUGACAUCUGUGGUAAGUCUUUCUUUGGAAGAAGUGACCUAACAGUACAUGAACGUAUUCAUACAGGUGAGAAACCAUAUCACUGCGAAGAGUGUGGUAAAUCGUUUUCAGGAAGUAGUGCCCUAAGUAGACACAUACGUAUUCAUACAGGGGAAAGGCUAUUUUACUGUGAUAUAUGCAAUAAAUCAUUCUCUCGUAGAAGCGGUUUAACUAUACACAAACGUGUUCACACAGGUGAGAAGCCAUAUCACUGUAAUUUCUGUGGUAAGUCGUUCACAGAGAAAUGUAACUUAGUUAUUCAUGCACGUAUUCAUACAGAAAAAUAACUCUUUUACUCUUUUACUUGUUUCAGUCAUUUGACUGUGGCCAUGCUGGAGCACCACCUUUAGUCGAGUAAAUCGACCCCAGGACUUAUUCUUUGGAUGCCUAGUGCUUAUUCUAUCGGUCUCUUUUGCCGAACCGCUAAGUUAUGGGGAUGUAAACACACAAGCAUCGGUUGUCAAGCGAUGUUGGGGGGACAAACACAGACAUACAUAUAUACGACAGGCUUCUUUCAGUUUCCGUCUACCAAAUCCACUCACAAGGCUUUGGUCAGCCUGAGGCUAUAGUAGAA